Neltuma alba is the source of this 387-nucleotide messenger RNA. Its product is annotated as protein ENHANCED DISEASE RESISTANCE 2-like. The record is from RefSeq and is a predicted model, not a curated record. Bases 1 to 387 code for a protein of 128 amino acids. The transcript has a single exon. Lineage: Eukaryota; Viridiplantae; Streptophyta; Magnoliopsida; Fabales; Fabaceae.
AUGGACAAGUUCUUGAAAGGUGAUGACGCAUUCAAAAAUUCAAGGCUUAAGCUGAUUGCUAACAUUGUUAAAGGUCCGUGGAUUGUUAAAAAAGCUGUUGGAGAACAAGCCAUUUGCAUAAUUGGGCGUGCCCUAACCUGUAAAUACUGUACGGGAGAAAAUUUCUUAGAAGUAGAUAUUGAUAUUGGUUCCUCCAUGGUUGCAAGUGCAAUAGUUCAUUUGGCAUUUGGUUAUGUUUCAACUCUGACUGUUGAUUUGGCUUUUCUUAUUGAGAGCCAAGCAGAAUAUGAACUUCCAGAAAAACUCUUAGGUGCUGUCAGAUUUUCUGACCUGGAUCCUGCUUCUUCUGCUAGGACUAGAGCCCUCAUCUUUGAUGAGUGCAAAUAA